Molecule: messenger RNA, 1497 nt
Organism: Sphenostylis stenocarpa
Lineage: Eukaryota; Viridiplantae; Streptophyta; Magnoliopsida; Fabales; Fabaceae
Source: the annotation of a GenBank genome assembly
AUGUGGAGGUACAUCUAUGGAAGAAUAUCCAGAAGAUUUGUAUCCACUUCUUGUGCCAGUGCCAGUGCCCAUGGCUGGUGGGACCAUGUGAGAACAGCCCCAAAGGACCCCAUUGUCAGUGUCAACGAGGCCUUUCUAGCUGACCCUUUUCCCCACAAGAUCAAUCUUGGAAUGGGAACUUACAGGGGUGAUGAUGGAAAACCUUUCAUUCCUCAAUGCGUUCGUGAUGCAGAAAUGAAGAUUCAGAGAUGCAAAUUGGAGGAGUUAAACUCGUCCGCAGUCAGAUCAAAAUUUGUUCAGGAGUGUGUAAAAUUGGCAUAUGGGAAUGAUUCAUAUGUUGUAAGAGAAGGAUUGUUUGCAGGAGUUCCAACUCUGUCUGGAACUGCGGCAUGUAGACUUUUUGCUGACUUUCAAAGACAUUUCUAUCCUGACGCUCAAAUGUAUCUACCAGACCCUACCUGGUCAAAUCACCACAAUAUAUGGAGACAAGCUGAAAUUCCAGUCAAAACCUUUCACUACUACCAUCCAGAUACGAGGGGUUUAGAUUUUGCCGCACUCCUACAAGAUGUCAAGAAUGCACCAGAUUCUUCUUUCUUCUUACUUCAUCCUUGUGCCCACAAUCCAACUGGUGUUGACCCUACUGAGGAACAAUGGAGAGAAAUAUCAUACCAAUUUAAGGUAAAAAAUCAUUUCCCCUUUUUUGACAUGGCUUAUCAAGGAUUUUCUAGUGGGGAUCUUGACAAGGAUGCCAUAGCACUUCGAAUUUUCGUUGAAGAUGGGCACUUGAUAGGUUGUUCACAAUCAUUUUCAAAGAACAUGGGAUUAUCUGAGCAUAAAGUUGGUUGUCUUAGUAUUUUGUGCCAGAGUAUAAAGCAAGUAGCUGCACUUAAAAGUCAACUGCAGUUGAUGUCCCAUGCGAUGUACAGCAGCAUUCCUUUUCAUGGUGUCUCUCUAGUUGCUAACAUAUUAAGCGACUCUGAUGUAGAAGCACUUUGGAGGAAAGAAAUAAAGGUCAUGGCUAAUCGGAUUGAAACUAUGCGAACUACCCUUCGACAUUGUCUUCAGAACUUGGAUUCAUCUCUCAAUUGGGAGCAUAUAACUUCUCAGGUUGGCAUGUUCUGUUUUUCUGGAUUAACCCCUGAUCAGGUUAAACAGCUGGAGAAGCUGUUCCAUAUAUACAUGACCCCUGAUGGAAGAAUAAGCAUGGCAGGUGUGACCACAAGCAAUGUGGCUUAUUUGGCAAAUGCAAUACACCAGGUGACCAGAAUCGAUGAAGAAGCACUAAGAUCAUGUUACGUAAUGGUUUGUAUAAGAAUCCAUGACCGUGACACAAAGGAAAUGUUAAACCGAAAGGAAACCCGAAGUAAAUGUAGUGUUUCUUUACCAACACGACUCAGCAACAAGCCAUUAAGGCCAGUAGAAAAGGAAAUGAACUCUGAAAUUAUUCUAAAUAUUGAAGCUACCCGUCAGGCCAUUCAAGCCAAAUUGGUAGCAUGA